CUGUUGUGUCGACUAGAUGCGUACUUCCAAACCAAAAAUAUCCGAAAUUUCGACAAUAGAACAUGUAUUUUUUUAUGUGAUGUUAGAAAAUCUAUCCUGUUAACUGGUCUCGGCCCCUGGAUACAGGCUCGCUCUCCGUUCCAGUCACAAAAACUCGCAUUCUUGCACCGGUAUCGUGAACUUUUGAGCUAAUAAGGGAAUUCCAGUGAAUAUAAAGUUCUUAUGUGUUUAUAAACAAACCCGUACUCGCUUCGCAAAUGGUUUGAUUAUGUAGUUAAAAUUACGUGUUUCUCCUUUAGGUACGGACCGUUGGAAGUGUUGGUUUGUGGUGGAACAGAGGCCGUAGAUUGGAAAAUUGAUUGCAUGUGUUGAAACCAGGACGAUGUCUUUAUAGUUGGAAAAAUCCAAUCAGUCAUGAAAGGAAUCCUUUAUGGUGUUUUUUUCCUGUUGGUUUCAGUGGAAAUCGUGUCGAAUCUACCAGCCACCGUCGAAGACGACUAUGAGGAAGAACUGGAAGAAUGCGAUAACAGCGCUUUGACCAACGGGACCCUGAGGUUCACCGCGGAACGUCCGAAAAACGUGACCAGGGACCCGGGGAAGAUGGUGAAGUUCGUGUGCCAGGUGGAGAAUUUGGACAAUACUACAGAGGUGGACGUGGACUGGCACAAGGACACGGUGCCCAUCGAGGAGAAGGGCUCCAAGAUCCAGAUUAAAAUCACGAGGGAGAAGAAUCUCGUCAAGUCCGUCUUGAAGAUAGCCAAACUGGACACUUUCGAUAAAGGCUUCUACGGAUGCACCGCUUCGAAUGGUAUAGACAGGAUAUGUAUCCAGGCUGUGCUUCAGGUCAAUUCCAUGGUUCCUUUUAGAGAUACCAGCAUAACCGGUGGGGCUGUUAUGAACGCCAACAGGGACCCAACCCUUGGCGGUAGCUUCUUCGGCGAGCUGACCACGGUGCCCAACGUCCGUAACUCCGCAUCGGCGGACGCCACCUUCCUCUCCACCGAGUUCAACCCCCUUUCCGGCAACGCCAAACACUCCAACGGUCUGGAAUUCGACCUAUCUCCGACCGGCAAACAACUACCGCCCUCUGCUUCGUCCCCCGUCAAUCUUACCGAACCCUUCUGUCAGAUCUACCAAGGCGAGAGGUGCAAGGAUCUGCUCCGGGGGAGAUACGUCUUCGUGCAACCGCCCUACACGCAGAGGGCCAUCGAGGACAUGCUGAACAACGCGUUCCUCGUCAUCUCCCAGUCGAACGACAUCUCAGCUAGCUGCGAGAAAUUCGUCCAUCCCAGCAUGUGCUACUCGGCCUUCCCGACCUGCGUGGCCCCCAAACAGGUCAACAAGUUCCAGAAGGAGCUGACGAGCAAGGGGGAGGAGUACCUGACCGAGGAGCGGUUCAAGAAGAUGCGCAACACGCUGACCAAGUACCUGAGGCGCGUGUGCAAGGACGACUGUCUGCUCCUGGAGACGGAGCUCUGCAUGAAGGAGUACGCCAUCGCCAGGAGACACCCCAUAAUAGGUCUCAUCCCCAAGCUGGAGGAGUGCGAGCUGCUGCCCGACGAGAUAGACGGCAGCGUCAGGAACUGCCUGGCGCUGGGCGUCGAACUAAGGAACGUCGACAAGGACGACACCUGCUUCUGGGACCAGGGGCACAUGUACAGGGGCGCCCAGGACGUCUCCGCGUCCGGCAAGAAGUGCCUGCGUUGGGCACAUCAGCUCCACAUCAGUCUCUCGGACAAUCCCGAACUCACCGGACACAACUACUGCAGAAACCCCGGGAACGUCGAAAGUCAGCCGUUUUGUUUCGUCAGUCACAACGAGAAGGAACUGUGCGACAUUUCCAAGUGCGUGUAUAUCGUCGGUUUGUACGUCUUCAUCAUCUUCGCCGGGAUCUCCUUGGUGGUUAGCCUCAUGGUGGCCUUCUUCUGUUGCCGGGGAAAGAGGAAAUUCGCCAGGAACAUCCAGAAGAUGAACACCCCCACGGCCGACAAGAACAUCUACGGUAACCACAGUCCGACGGCGCCCUCUAUGGAGAUGAACAGUCUGUUGCCGCCCAACAUACCGCCGCCGCGGAACCACCACCACCCGAACAAGGGCGCGAUGAGCGCGGUGCCUCAGUUCACGCACAAGGAGGUCAAUCUGAUGGAGGAACUGGGGGAGGGAGCUUUCGGGAAGGUGUACAAGGGCGAGUUGAAGUUCAAGAACGGUCAGAGGUCCUUCGUGGCCGUUAAGUCGCUGAAGGAGAACGCCAGCGCGAAGACGCAGGCUGAUUUUCAGAGGGAGAUCGAGUUGAUCAGCGAACUGAAGCAUCCCAACAUAAUCUGCCUAUUGGGGGUGGUGUUAAAGCAAGAUCCCGUCUGUAUGCUGUUCGAGUAUAUGUCUGAGGGCGACCUGCACGAGUUCCUCAUAGCCAAUUCGCCGAACGAGGGCAGGUGCCUGACGCAGAACCAGUUCCUGCACAUCGCCAUCCAGAUAGCGCAGGGUAUGGAGUACCUGUCGGAGAACCAUUACGUGCACAGGGACCUGGCGGCGCGUAACUGCCUCGUCUCGAAGGAUCUGGUGGUCAAGAUCAGCGACUUCGGGCUGAGCAGGGACAUGUACAGCUGCGACUACUACCGGGUGCAGUCCAAGUCGUUGCUUCCGGUCAGGUGGAUGCCGCCUGAGUCGAUACUGUACGGGAAAUUCACGACGGAGAGCGACGUGUGGUCGUACGGGGUGGUGCUGUGGGAGAUCUACAGCUACGGCUUGCAGCCCUACUACGGUUUCAACAACCAGGAGGUGAUCAACAUGAUCCGCUCGAGGAAGCUGCUACCCUGUCCGGAGGCGUGUCCCAGCUACUGCUAUUCGCUGAUGGUCGAGUGCUGGGCGGAGCUGGCCAUAAGACGUCCCAACUUCUCCGAGCUCGCCCACCGUCUGAAGGUGUGGAAGCAUAGCGGCGCCCUAGGCGGCCCCUACAUCAAGACGCCCGAACAUGCCUUACAACCCCACAAAUACGGACACAGCUCCAAGUCUAGCCACAGCUCGGACAACCACACGAGCGGCUACGCGGAGACCACCUCCCCCAGCGAGCCCGCCCCCAUCGACAAGAACCUGGCCCGUUGCAACAGGCUGAACGAGAGCCUGAACAGCCUGAGCAGCAGGUGUUCGAGCCUGGGCAACAGGACGCAGAGCACGAGUCUGAGCAACAGCGAGGCAGCCAAGGGGAAGCGCAAGAAGAAGCACGGCUCCCUUGAGAGGACGAACCCCAAGAACAUGGUGGUCAGUUCGGUAGGUGACAAUAUCGAGAUUAAGAUCAACGAGUGAUGUGUUUGUGGUGUUGGGAGAUGUUGGGAAAAGUGAAGGAGUCGUUUUUUGUUGUUUGGGUCCUGUUCUCGCACAAAUUUUAUGGGAGACACUUGUGGAUUUUGAUUUGAGGCGACCUGAACGAUUCAAAGUUGUCGAAAAGUUGUUUUUUGGGGUUCUGCGAGAGGCAGCUCAAAAUCCCACUUGCCAUUAAUAGUUUUCACGCAAUAGGGGAAAAACGGUGACAGAUAUUCUGUUCUCGAUGAAAGAAAUCACUUUUUUCCCUAUUAAUUUGUAGGUUUACUUUAAUAUCGAGGUACCUUUUAAACGGUACCAAUCGAAAGGUUUUAUCACUCUUUUUUCCUCCUUGUUUUACUCGCAAUUCUUUUAAUCGAUUUUUUGUCGAUUGUUGAGAAGUUGGUAACAAUUUUAACCUUUUCGCAUCACUUUUUUUACCGUAACUGCCACUCACCAUCAUAUACGUAAACUAUUCAACAUUAAUCGAAUUUUAUAUGGAUUUAAAAUUAUAAACAGCACGAAUUGAAACAACGAAAGGAUCUCCCUCCUAUAUUUUUUUAAAAACUCGAGCCAGAUCUGCCUGAACGAAUGUUUCAUCGAACUUUUCGUUGCUUCGAUCUCCCGUUGUUGUAAAUAACAUGGAUGCGUGAUGUAUGUGAACGUUUUCGUUUUUAAUCCAUCGGUCGGAGGUUUUAUGUUGGUAAAAUCGGUUCGAGAUUGUUAUACGUAACGAAUUAAAGGUAUUUGUUGAUGGAAUUUGGUGGACGUACCAAAGAGAUUGAGACUUGUUUAAAUGUCAACAUAUCCAAAGGCAGCUUCGAUUCUUCCCCCUUCGUUUUAAAUCACUUUUUUUUUUCAAUGUAAAAUUGAGUCAAGAAUGCCAAAUCGAUAUUUACUGAUUUUCUUUAGGUUAAGAUCAAAAUAUAGAAAUAUACUAACAUCGAAGUUAGUGACGAGAUAUAUCUUAUUGAAUGUUUUACAUUAUGAAACUCUCGAUAGUACAAGGACUAUUCGAAGUGGGUCUCGGUGUCCUUUCGAAGUUGUUAAAAGUCAAUUACGAGACGUCUCCUGUAUCAUCACAGUCCUUUAUUUCAACGAGCCAGCUUCGAAGGGACUCCGAGAUCUCUGGUUGGGCAGUUUUUGUAUUUUUAUGUAUUUAUAUGGAAGUUUUUGUAAGGAAGUGUGAGUUCUCAAAGUAUAUAUACUAUAUAAAAUGUUUUUUUAAA
Messenger RNA from Coccinella septempunctata (seven-spotted ladybird), 4526 nucleotides. Its product is annotated as tyrosine-protein kinase transmembrane receptor Ror-like. Gene Ontology annotation, molecular function: protein binding; ATP binding; transmembrane receptor protein tyrosine kinase activity. The transcript is spliced from 14 exons. The record is from RefSeq and is a predicted model, not a curated record. Gene Ontology annotation, cellular component: signaling receptor complex. NCBI's taxonomy places the organism in Eukaryota, Metazoa, Arthropoda, Insecta, Coleoptera, Coccinellidae. Gene Ontology annotation, biological process: protein phosphorylation; multicellular organism development; cell surface receptor protein tyrosine kinase signaling pathway. Bases 415 to 3303 code for a protein of 962 amino acids.